CGCCGCGGACCAGCGCGCUGGCUGGCUGGCUGGCUGGCGGGUGUGCGUGCGGCCCGGCAGGAGAGCGCGGAGCGGGCUGCGCGAGGCCCGAGGGCCAUGGCUGCGUCUCCCGGCCCUGCCGGCGUUGCGGGCGCUCGAGCAGCCCGCGGCUCCAGCCCGUCGGGCUUCGCCUUCGACUCGGGACUCGAGAUCAAAACCCGCUCGGUGGAGCAGACGCUGCUCCCGCUGGUUUCCCAGAUUACCACACUUAUUAAUCAUAAAGAUAAUACCAAAAAAUCGGAUAAAACUCUGCAAGCAAUUCAGCGUGUGGGGAAAGCUGUCAAUUUGGCUGUUGGAAGAUUUGUAAAAGUAGGAGAAGCUAUAGCCAAUGAAAACUGGGAUCUGAAAGAAGAAAUAAAUAUUGCCUGUAUUGAAGCUAAACAAGCAGGAGAAACAAUUGCGGCGCUCACAGAUGUAACCGGCUUGAAUCACCCGGAAGUUGAUGGCCAGAUCACAGUUUUUACAGACAAAACCGGAGUCAUAAAGGCGGCAAGAUUACUUCUGUCCUCAGUGACAAAGGUGUUGCUGCUGGCUGACCGAGUAGUGAUCAAGCAGAUAAUAACGUCAAGAAAUAAGGUUCUUGCAACUAUGGAAAGACUAGAGAAAGUGACUAGCUUUCAAGAGUUUGUCCAAAUAUUCAGUCAGUUUGGAAAUGAAAUGGUGGAGUUUGCACAUCUAACCGGAGAUAGACAAAAUGAUUUGAAAGAUGAAAAGAAAAAAGCAAAAAUGGCGGCAGCCCGGGCAGUGCUUGAAAAGUGUACGAUGAUGCUUCUCACAGCGUCCAAGACGUGUCUCAGGCACCCUAACUGUGACUCAGCCCAUAAAAACAAAGAAGGAGUGUUUAACCGCAUGAAAGUGGCGCUGGAUAAGGUCAUUGAAAUUGUGACUGACUGUAAGCCACACGGAGAGACUGACAUUUCAUCUACCAGUAUUUUUCAUGCAAUUAAAGAAUUCAAGGUGAAUAUUGAAGCUCUUCGGGAGAAUCCUUAUUUGCAGUCCAAAGAGAACUUCUCUGCGACAUUGGAAGUCAUCUUGGAGCAGACGGAGGACUUCACUGACUGUGCCUACACCAGCCAUGAACACAGAGAACGCAUCUUGGAGCUGUGCGGCCAGGCGCGGGUGGAACUGCAGCAGCUCCUGUCUGUGUGGAUGCAGGCUCAAAGCAAGAAAACCAAAAGCAUCGCUGAGGAACUGGAGCUCACUAUUUUGAAAAUCAGUCAUAGUCUCAAUGAACUUAAGAAGGAACUCCAUAGCACAGCAAUGCAGCUGGCCACAGAGCUCUUAAAAUAUCAUGCAGACCACGUGGUUCUAAAAGCGUUAAAACUUAAUGGAGUAGAAGGCAAUUUAGAAGCUUUGGCUGAAUAUGCCUGUAAACUUUCUGAACAGAAGGAUCAGCUGGUUGAGACUUGUCGGUUGCUGAGACAUGUAUCUGGGACGGAACCUCUUGAGAUAACUUGUAUUCAUGCCGAAGAGACAUUUCAGGUGACUGGCCAACAGAUAAUUUCUGCUGCUGAAACACUGACAUUGCAUCCGUCUAGUAAAAUUGCUAAAGAAAACCUGGAUGUAUUUUGUGAAGCUUGGGAGUCUCAAAUUAGUGACAUGUCUACACUGCUGAGAGAGAUUAGUGAUGUGUUUGAAGGAAGACGAGGAGAGAAGUAUGGCUACCUUUCACUGCCAAAGCCAAUGAAGAACAACGUAAACAAGUCACUGAAGCCGGACAAGCCUGACUCUGAGGAGCAAGCCAAGAUAGCAAAGCUUGGACUGAAGCUGGGCUUGCUUACUUCUGAUGCCGACUGUGAGCUCGAGAAGUGGGAAGAUCAGGAGAAUGAGAUUGUCCGACACGGACGGAACAUGUCCCGGCUGGCCUAUUCUCUGUAUUUAUUUACCAGGGGAGAGGGGCCGCUGAAAACUUCCCAGGAUUUAAUUCAUCACCUAGAGGCUUUUGCUGCAGAAGGAUUAAAGCUUACUUCAAGUGUGCAAGUCUUUUCCAAACAGCUGAAAGAUGAUGACAAGCUUAUGCUUCUCCUGGAAAUAAACAAGCUAAUUCCUCUAUGCCACCAGCUCCAGACAGUAACUAAAACAUCUUUGCAGAAUAAAGUAUUUCUAAAGGUUGAUAAGUGUAUUACAAAGACACGCUCUAUGAUGGCACUGUUGGUCCAGCUGCUCUCACUUUGUUAUAAGCUGCUGAAGAAGCUGCAGAUGGAAAAUAGCAGAUGGGUCUCAGUUACAAAUAAAGACUCCACGGACAAUAAAACCUGAGCAGCCCUGGGCCAGACCUCUGGAACAUCGCGGCAAAACUGGCGUUUUAAAGAAGCAAGCAAUAAUUUUAUAUUUGCAGAAACUUAACCAUUUUAUGAGGAAAACACACUGCUUAACUUUCUGAUCUUCAGAAUGUGACGCUGUCAACUAAUAAAUGCCAUGGUAGUUGCUAGAAUUCUAAUUGCAGUGUGAUUUUAAAAUGGAACAUUGCACUAAUGAUAUUCUGUAAAAGAUAAACCAAAUAUCUCAACUGUCUUAAUGACAACUGCAUCCAAAGAAGCUAUUUUGAAUGUGCUCAACUGUGGCAUAUUGUACCUGAACUAUUUUAUUUAAGCUUAUCAUUCAGAAAACUAAUUUCAGCAGAAAACAUAGUUUGAAUGAAUACAGGGUUUUUCUUAAACCUGUGGACUUUCCUCAGUCCCUCUGCCCACAUGUGACAGGAGCUCCUCAGAGCCCAUUACUGGCCAUCCAUACUAGUACCAGGUUGUUUUCUAGCGAACAUUUUAGGUAUGGUGAGGUUGCUGGUGAGGCUCUGAGUGUCACUAAUCUCCCAUCCAAAGUGAGGUAAUGGAACCAAGGUAACUCCUGGAUAAGAAAAGAUGGCUAGCUGUGGUUUUAAUUCUUCAGUAGCUGGCCCUGAGUACUAGAAUCCUAAGCGUUUUUUUACUGGUUUAAACACUUGUGAACUUGCCUCAUUGAUGGAUUGAAUGGCAAAUAAAGACAGAAUGUUGACACCAAUGAGCUGUUUAAAUCUGGAUAUAUUUUAUAUUUGUGGCAUUGGAAUGUUCAUUAUAAAUCAAAUAAAUACCUUUAGUCUUUUACA
Molecule: messenger RNA, 3121 nt
Organism: Cavia porcellus (domestic guinea pig)
Lineage: Eukaryota; Metazoa; Chordata; Mammalia; Rodentia; Caviidae
Gene: Ctnnal1
Product: catenin alpha like 1
Exons: 19
Coding region: 97-2298 (733 amino acids)
Biological process (GO): Rho protein signal transduction; cell adhesion
Molecular function (GO): actin filament binding; cadherin binding
Source: RefSeq, a predicted model, not a curated record